This is a messenger RNA of Athene cunicularia (burrowing owl), 829 nucleotides long. Its product is annotated as relaxin-3-like. The record is from RefSeq and is a predicted model, not a curated record. The coding region runs from base 1 to 528 and encodes 175 amino acids. The transcript is spliced from 2 exons. Lineage: Eukaryota; Metazoa; Chordata; Aves; Strigiformes; Strigidae.
AUGUGGAGAGUCAGUAGCCUCCCAGCUAGACGGACAAAUCAGCCUGCUAUUCGGGGACCUCUCUCGAAAUUCCCUGGUAAAAACUCUGAGAAAGACAUAUCCAACAUUUUGCUGCUUUUAAAGACUGGAUCCAAUAUCGGGCAUGGGCAUCAAAAUUCUGCACGAACAGCAAGUAACAAACUACUGGGAAACGUCAAGCUGCAAUCAAUUUUGAGUCCUGAAGUGGAGCAGCUGCAGAGAAGCAGCCCGUUUCUUGGAUGGGAGAUGUAUAAGGACUUUUAUAGUUUAAAUGACUAUAAUGAAUAUGUACCUGUGGCAGAUGACUUCAAAGAACUUGUUCAACAGGUAGAGGAAGCUGUCAGCUCUCCUGCUGAUAGGGGAGGAACAGGAAUUGCAGACCACAUGGGAUCAAAUAGUUAUCUUUGGGCCAGGUAUCCCAGAAGAAAACGGGAGUCUCUGGGUUUGGCAGGAAUGUGUUGCAAAUGGGGCUGUACAAAAGCUGAAAUUAGUACUAUAUGCAGAGUUUAAAAUCUUCUCUGCACUUAUGCAUGAAAUCAGUGUUUGUUGCAGUGCUACUUGGCUGAAUACUGCAUGGAAGAAGAAAACUCACCAUAUUUUAUUUUGUCUGUAGCUGCCAGUAAACACUACUAAUUUUCUUUAAAAAAAAAAAAAAAAAUCCACAGGUGUAAUUGUAAUGACUUUGUUUUGCUUCAGUAACUUUUGAUCUAUAUUUUUUACUAAGUCUUUUCAGUGUCAAGCCUUUACACUUAGAUCACAAAUGUACUGUAUCUUUCUAACAGUUUAAAAAGAACUUCAAUGUUUCAUUAAA